CUCUCCUCGUCCCGGAAAUUUAAAACCUCCAUCGAAGAAACACCAAAAUAAGAGCAGCCGGGAAAAAUACACAACCUGGCAACCAGCGAGGUCGCUGACGUUACAUAAGCAACCGCGCACGCGCAGAUAGGAGUUCCGCUUGUGAGGGUUGAUUUCAUUUUGGUGAGAAUUGUUUAGAUGUUCGCUUUUGUGUGCGCGCGUAUCAGUCCUUUGGUCUUCCCGCAGGGGGCAGCACUGAGCCUCACUCGUUAGAAGAAGAAGCACCGUAGAAGAAGAACAGACCCGGAAGUGCUGCUGUCAGACGUCACCGGACCGGAGCCGCCUGUUGUUGUUUGUUUGUUUAUUUACCUACCAUGGUGUUGGGGGAGGUCCCUGCUGAGAACAUGGCCCGCCCCCUGGGCAGGAACGAGGUCAUCGGCCUCCUCUUCCGUCUCACCAUCUUCGGCGCCGUCACCUACUUCACCAUUAAGUGGAUGGUGGACGCCAUCGACCCUACCAGGAAGCAGAAGGUGGAGGCUCAGAAACAGGCCGAGAAGUUGAUGCGACAGAUCGGCGUGAAGAACGUCAAACUGUCCGAGUACGAGAUGAGCAUCGCCGCUCACCUGGUCGACCCGCUCACCAUGCAGAUCACCUGGAGAGACAUCGCAGGUCUGGACGAGGUCAUCACCGAGUUAAAGGAGACGGUGAUUUUACCUGUGCAGAAGAGACACCUGUUCCAGGGCUCCAGACUCCUGCAGCCGCCCAAAGGUGUUCUGCUGUAUGGACCCCCUGGCUGCGGUAAAACACUGAUCGCCAAGGCGACGGCCAAAGAGGCGGGGUUUCGUUUCAUCAACCUGCAGCCGAGCACUUUGACGGACAAGUGGUACGGAGAGUCCCAGAAACUGGCCGCUGCCGUCUUCUCAUUGGCUGUUAAACUGCAGCCGUCAAUCAUCUUCAUCGACGAGAUCGAUUCGUUCCUCAGAAGUCGCUCCAGCUCUGAUCAUGAAGCCACCGCCAUGAUGAAAGCUCAGUUCAUGAGUCUGUGGGACGGACUGGACACUGAUCAUCACUGUCAGGUGAUCAUCAUGGGAGCCACUAACAGGCCUCAGGAUCUGGACUCAGCGAUCCUGAGGAGGAUGCCCACGAGAUUCCACAUCAACCAACCGAGCGUCCAGCAGAGGGAGCAGAUCCUGCGGCUGAUCCUGGAGCACGAGAGCGUGGACUCCUCGGUCAGCCUCGACACUGUUGCCAAGGAAACAGACGGUUUCUCCGGAAGUGACCUCAGAGAGAUGUGUCGCGACGCCGCGCUGCUCUGUGUGCGAGACUUUGUCCACACUCAGGACGACAGUGAUGAUGUCAUCCGUCCCAUCCAUCAGUCCGACCUCCAGAGAGCCAUCAGCAAGAUGAAGAAAUCCAAAUCCGCGGGCGGACACAGCGUCCUGCUGCACGCCGCUCUGGACUGAUCACACGUCACAUGACCCCGGGUCGUCACAUGACCCCGGGUCACUCCACAGCGUAUUAAAAUCUUCAUUUGCAGUUUGUUUAAAAUGACGAUUUAAAUGAAAACAAACAUCAGAUCAGUUUUAAAAAAAACAAACAAAAAAAACGUCUCCUCCUCCAGUGUAAACUUCACUUCCUGUCCGGUCUCUUCACUUCCUGUCUGACACUCUGAGCUCAUUGGCUGCUGCUGACGAGCUGUAAAUAAAGUUACGUUGCGUUCACUCAGGAAGUGAUUUUUAAAAAAAAUACUUUUUUUCAACGAAACAGCUUAACCGCUGGGGCUAAUGCUAAGCUAUCUACCCUAAUGCGGCUAAGUACCCUCCUGGAUCUAGUUCAAAGCCAACUACUCUUUCUGGGGCUACUGCUAAGCUAACUGUUUUUUUCUGGGGCUACUGCUCAGCUAAUUGUUUAAUGCCAACUCCUCUUCCGUGACUGAUGCUAUGCUAACUACACUUCUGGUGCUAAUGGUACACUAACUGAUUUUCUGGGGCUAAUGCUAAGCUAACUGUUCUCAGUAAAGUGACUGUAACACAGGCGCAUUAGAUCUGACCUCAGAUCAUAUUCAGUUAGAUUACAUCAAAUUUUAUAUAAUUUGAUUACACUGAAUCAGAUUGGAUGAGAUUAUAUUCAAUUUCAUUUGAUGUGAUUUAAGUUAAUCAGAUAAGAUUACUCACAAUGAUCCUGUCUGGGAUUAUUUUAAUCUGUUUGUGCUGUGACCUUCACUUUGUUACCAUGGGGAUGCGGCUGAAACUGAUCAAUGACCAUUUUUCCUUCUACAACAGCAGCAGCAGCAGCACCUGGUGGACGACAGAGGAACUGCAGCAACUGAGUUUUCACUUCUGAUCAUUUAUUGUUUAAAUUAAAUUCAUGAAAUUAAAACAAAAUUUGAGCCAAAAAUUUAAACUGGAAACAUUUGCAUCAAAAAGUUUAUUUCAACAUUUAUUUAUCGGCUAAUUUUUUGACUUUUAAAUUCAGUUAGAUUUCCACAAAAUUGAAAUAGUUUAAUAGUUUUUAUUGAUCAGAAAUCUGUUACAGUUUUAUCAUGAAUUCUGUUUGACUUGUUUACACUGUUUAUUUUUGUUUAUGAUGAUGUCAUCAGCUGCCAAUGUUUGUGUAUUUAUUUCCUGUUGUGACGAUGAAAUAAACCCCAGUUUAAACUGUGACAUUAA
Messenger RNA from Solea solea (common sole), 2648 nucleotides. RefSeq names its product ATPase family AAA domain containing 1b (gene atad1b). Gene Ontology annotation, molecular function: ATP hydrolysis activity; ATP binding. Gene Ontology annotation, cellular component: mitochondrial outer membrane. NCBI's taxonomy places the organism in Eukaryota, Metazoa, Chordata, Actinopteri, Pleuronectiformes, Soleidae. The record is from RefSeq and is a predicted model, not a curated record. The transcript is spliced from 10 exons. The coding region runs from base 354 to 1442 and encodes 362 amino acids.